Molecule: messenger RNA, 5311 nt
Organism: Eupeodes corollae
Lineage: Eukaryota; Metazoa; Arthropoda; Insecta; Diptera; Syrphidae
Gene: alpha-Man-Ia
Product: mannosyl-oligosaccharide alpha-1,2-mannosidase IA
Exons: 7
Coding region: 1604-3661 (685 amino acids)
Biological process (GO): N-glycan processing; carbohydrate metabolic process
Cellular component (GO): Golgi membrane; endoplasmic reticulum
Molecular function (GO): calcium ion binding; mannosyl-oligosaccharide 1,2-alpha-mannosidase activity
Source: RefSeq, a predicted model, not a curated record
CUCUGCUCCGCUCCACUCUGCUCCACCUUGAUGUUGUACUGCUGGAUAUACUGCUACUAUACUGCUUUUGCUCUUUAAUUUUGUUCUGCGAAGCCACCAUUUAGUUGUUUACUGUUAGUCGUCGCGAUUUCUGUCGUCUGCGGUUGCCCUUAAAAAUAAGAUAUAACUUAUUUUUUUUUUAAGAUAAAAAUCCGGAAAAAGCGCGUACGACGGGAUGUGAAGAAUUGUGUCUUUAACGACGAAAAUUUUUUUGUUUAUUAACUGCUUCGCCUUUCGCUCGUUUUUUAUUUAUCCUGUUUUUGAUUUUUGAUUUUUGCCAAAAUAAAAAAAAUAUAAAUAAAUAAUCUUAGAUCAAAUAAGUGGUGAAAUAAAAAAUUUUCAAGAAAGGAUACAAAGCAUAAUCUCGAGAGAUAUGCACUUUGAUCAAUUUCACAAUUGAACCAAUAAAUUCUAAACAAAAGAAAAAAGAAGUGUCGGUAACACAAACGGAGGAUCAACAGCGGUAAUUUGUUUGCCAUUUUGUCACAUCACGGCUCCUACGGGAAUUCAACACAAAUUCGCCGCGCCGUUGUGUGUUUGUUUCCAUAAACAAAGACCACUGUGAUCAAUUUUGACAGCUGACUUACGUCACAGCUGAUUUGAUUGUUGUUAUUUACACGAAGCGUGAUCAGAAAUUGCAUUGCAUCUUCGCCCGCUCGUUUCGAGUUCGAAAUUACAAAUUCGCCGUUGAAGAUCGAUAAAGUAGUGUCGCUGCUUAAAGAAGUUUUCGCAGUUUGUUUUUAUCAGAAUAAGACACAUUUUGUGUGUUCUGUUCGAUUUAAAGAGUGUAACGGAGUCAACGGAAGUUGACAGGUUGAUUUUAGGUUUCCGUGUGAUCGGUAAAAAGUUGUUUCAAUCAAAUUCGCCGUAAGUUUCUGAACAAGUGCAUUCAACGAUAAUUUUUAAGAAAAAAAUAAAUAAUUAUAAUCUGUGAUUUAAAAUAUUUGCACAUAAAAGUAUUAAUCAAGCAUUUGUUAUAAUAAUAAUUGUCCUUUUUCGAUAAAGUAGUUUGUUGUUAACGGCAGUUGUUGUCAAGUGUCAGUUGUAGUUGUCAUUUUAAAUUCUUUUUUGAAAAAUAGUUUUUCGUGCCGAAGAUAAGUGAAAACUGAAGUGAACUCUAAGCACCACAGAAAAAAAUAGGAAAAAAGGAAGCAAAGUGAAAAAAGUAUAAAAAGAUAGAAUCAAAUAAAAAUAAAGAACAAACCAAAAACAAAAAUCUCUGUAAUCAACUGACAUUCAUAUCGUUUCGGUUUCCUCUCUGAAUUGUGUCGUAUAACAACGCCGCCGCACAUUCACUCUUUGUAAACCGACCUACUUGCGCUAACAAACCAAAUGUACGCGUCUCUCCCAAACAACAGUGCUCAAGAUUUAUUCACUAAAAAAAUAUAAAAUCCAAAAAAAAAACCUUCAACAAAAAGAUAAAGUGCCUUCCAUUAUUUUGGAUUCUGUGAAACAUACAAAAUAAAAAAAAUCAACGACAAAAUUAAAAUAACCGAAAACAAAAAUUGUAACAUCUCUGCCAUCGCAUCGGCCGCAAGCACUAUUGCUGUGGGAAACGUCAACGAUGUGCAGUACGAAAUGUUGUCGUAUGCCAACUCUGCUUGUCAUUGGUAUAACGAUAACAAUAGUCCUUGUCUUUAUCACUGGCAUCACUUUGACAAACAGUCUCAACAUAUCGAAUAUAAUUAAGCUUCGUGAGAAGGUGGCUAGUGAUUCGGUGAGUGCUAGCGCCCAUCACCACAACAAUCAGGGACGGGAUUAUAAUUUGCUAGCGACAAAUCAUCCGAAAAAUUUAAAUCGCAAUAAAAUUGUUAUCGAAAUCGGUUUAAGGAAUUACAGUGAAUCGAAUGAUGGACCGAUAAAUGCGGCCGCCAUUGGUGGCGGGAAUAUCGAUUCGAUUGUUUUGAGUUCAAAUGCAAAUUCGAAUUCGAAUACUAAUGCGAAUGGUGGUGGUGGUAUGAUAAUGGCGGAUGCUUCGGCAUCUCCAUCUUUAUUGCUGUCAUCGUUAUCGUCAGCGUCAGUUUCAUCGCCGUCUUCAUCAUUAUUUAGUGAGAGUGAAACACAAAAGACAGAAGCAGAAGCAACGCCAAUGGUAGCAGAAGAAGAAGUUGGUGAAAUUGUGGCAGCUGUGUUGUCGAACAGAGCUAGAAUAGCGCGGGAAAAUCAGUUGGAUAUAUCCGAUCGUAAUCCAGCAAUGAUUGAUUUCGAAAAGCGAGAAGUUGUUAAAAAGAUGAUGAUCCAUGCCUGGCAGAACUACAAACUCUACGCGUGGGGCAAGAACGAAUUGAGACCGCUCAGUCAGCGAGCACAUUCAGGCAGUAUAUUCGGAAGCUAUGAUCUUGGGGCAACCAUUGUUGAUGGCCUUGAUACACUGUACUUGAUGGGUCUUGAGAAGGAAUACCGUGAAGGACGUGAUUGGAUCGAGAGAAAAUUCUCAUUGGACAAUAUCUCAGCAGAUUUGUCUGUUUUCGAGACGAAUAUACGUUUUGUUGGUGGUCUUUUAACCCUCUACGCUUUCACCGGUGAUCCAAUGUACAAAGAAAAAGCUCAACAUAUAGCCGAUAAAUUAUUACCUGCCUUCCAAACACCAACUGGUAUUCCAUACGCAUUGGUCAAUGUCAAGACCGGAAUGAGUAAAAACUAUGGCUGGGCAUCGGGUGGUAGUUCGAUUUUGUCCGAAUUUGGAACAUUGCAUUUGGAAUUCUCGUAUUUGAGUGAUAUCACUGGAAAUCCAUUGUAUCGGGAACGAGUUCAGACAAUUCGACAGGUGUUGAAAGAAAUUGAAAAACCCAAAGGACUCUAUCCAAAUUAUUUGAAUCCAAAGACUGGAAAAUGGGGACAACUUCAUAUGUCACUUGGUGCUUUAGGAGAUAGUUUUUAUGAAUAUUUGCUCAAGGCUUGGCUACAAUCUGGACAAACCGAUGAAGAAGCACGACAAAUGUUUGACGAAGCCAUGACAGCGAUUAUUCAGCGUAUGGUUAUGACAAGUCCUAGUGGAUUGACUUAUGUUACUGACAUGAAAUUUGAUCGUCCUGAAAAUAAAAUGGAUCAUUUGGCCUGUUUUGCUGGUGGUCUAUUUGCCCUUGGAGCGAAUACAAGACAAAAUGAACAUACUGAAAAGUUCAUGGAAGUUGGAAGGGGCCUAACGAAUACAUGUCACGAAAGUUAUAUUCGAACUCCAACAAAACUAGGACCAGAAGCUUUUCGUUUUGGAGAAGCAGCUGAAGCUCGUGCAAUGAAAUCUCAAGAAAAAUACUAUAUUCUUAGACCAGAAACAUUUGAAAGUUAUUUUAUUCUUUGGCGACUGACCCACGAUCAGAAGUAUCGUGAUUGGGGUUGGGAAGCGGUAGAGGCCUUAGAGAAACACUGUCGGACACCGCACGGUUAUUCAGGAUUGAAGAACGUGUAUCAAGAUGUACCACAAAAAGAUGAUGUACAGCAGAGUUUCUUCCUUGCUGAAACAUUAAAGUACCUGUACCUGCUGUUUUCCGAUGACUCACUGUUACCCCUAGACGAAUGGGUAUUCAACACUGAGGCACAUCCCCUACCCAUCAAGGGUGCCAACAUUUACUACCGCAUGGCGACAACAUCAUCGUCGGUGCCUUCAUCAAAUACACCUUAAGGCGAUUCUCCAUUAGUUGUAAUUUACAAAUUAGGUCCAUUAAUACAAUUAUUUAUGCAUCUCUAAGUAUGGUCUGGCUAAAACGCUAAACCAAUGACAGAAAAUACAAAAAGAAAAUCCAAUCAAAUCAAACGACGACGAUGAUUAUGAUGAUUUGUGGUAUUUUUUUGUUUUUAAUUUAAAUUAGUUUUCCGUCGUUAAAUUUGUUGCAUAAGAAAAUACCAGAUACAAAAACAACAACAACAAGUAAAGUUCGCGGUCGUUUCCGCAAUAUUGUGUUCUUGAUAUAAACAAAACAAAAUGAUAUUUAAAAUAAAAUUAUAAUAAAAUAAUUAACAAUAAUAGAAAAACAACAGAAAUAAUAACAACAACAGUGAAGUGAUAUGAUGUGUGUGUAAAUAUUGCUGCAAGAGACAGUCUCAGGGCAUAUUCUUGAGACCCCCUUCUUCCCCUCUUGACACAUUUCUUUAUUUUUAUUUAUAAUUAUUAUAAAUAAACUUUUAUUUAAGUUUGUUUUUCUUUUAUAUUUUUGUCUUGUUAAGUUGCAUUGUAUUAAAGCUAAAUCGAAUAUUAGUUUAUUCUUUUAUCUUCUUCUGUUUUUCGUGAUCAUUUUUACAGGCAGCUUUUAUUCUGAAUUGUUAAUAAUUUGUUUUUAAUUUUAAUUGAAUGCUGUUACUGUUUUAAUAUUAAACAAACAAAAAAUUAAAUAUAAAAGAAAAAUCUUGACUCUGGGGUACUCAUUAUGCGUAAGCGUGUGAAUAAACUAUAUAGGACUUACCGUUAUCUUUAUAUCUACAUUAUAUUAAUAAAAUAACUUAGUAAUCUCAUAGAUGUGUAUGAAUUUAUAAAUAUGUAAUACGAAAAAUCACUUUUUGGGAAAUUUUCCUAUUUUUACAUCAAUUUUAUUUUUUUAAUUAAUUAAUUGCAUGAUUGUAUAAUGAAUAAACAAAGAAUCAUCAUAAGAAAAUUAGUUAAUAAAACUUUUAAAUAAAUUUAAAAAAAAGUAAAAAAAAAAAACAAAAAUUCUCAAUUGUAAAUAUAAUAAAAAAUAAAAAUAUAAAACAAAACAAAAAGUAAAUCAAAUAUAUUUAAAUAUUUAAAGUAAAAUGUACUCGUUUUCUGUUUUGUUUCUUACUUAAUAAUAAUGUUUUUUUGUUUGUUUUAUAUUUGUUUAGGUAAUUCAUAUAAUUAUAAUGUUAAUUGCAAUUACAAAACAAAAACACAAAAUUUAAAUUAAUAUGUAAUUGUUGAUUGAGCGACCAUUAAAAUGAAACAAAGAAGCAUAUUUGUAAUUUAUAGUUUGUAAAAUUAAAAAACAAAAAAAAAAACUUUUGAAAAAUAAUAUAAACAAAAUUCCAAGGGAUAUAAAUUUAAUUCAAAUAUUUAUAUAUACAUUAUAAAAAAAGGUAAUUACAAAAAUUUACGAAAACAAAAAUGGAACAGAUAGUUUUUAAUGGAUCACCAUAAGAAUUUUAUAAUAAUUAUUAAAAAAAAAAAACAAGAUUUAUUAAGUAACAAGUACAAGAGAGUUAGGAAAAUUUUAAUCAAAGAUAAAGAAAACAAAAAUAAGAACAACAAUUUUAAAAUAUAUAUAACAACUUGUGUAAAUUAAAAGAAAAAAUCUACAUUAAUAAAAACUGAAAAACUUAA